ACAGAGGUAAUCACGUACUGCUGGAGCUGGUCUCCAAUACCAAACAGGAUUUGACUUGAAGACACCCUGCAGGCCGGGGGGGUUUCAGUGGCCUUGUGGGAUUCUAAUCGAAUUUGCUUUAUUUUUCUAUUCUUCACAGACCUGCUGCUGGCAGCGCAGGUGUAACAACCAAGUUAGGACUUCCUGAGGAAGCUGUGAACCCAGAGGAACAGGAUUCUCUCUGAAGACGCAGAUCUCAUUGGCAGGACCCACUGACACGACCCACUACCCCCACCCACUGACAACAGGAAACACUAGUUAUGUACCAGCGUGCAGCUGUACCCAAGGAGGACACCAGCUUCUCCAGUGGGGUCAUGGAAGAGACUGAGAUCUGCUCCGUGCCUGGGGGGCUCGCCAGCGUCAGAGCACAAUUUGAAACCCAGGAAACUGCAACAUCACACAACGUCACCCAGUUCCACUUCCAACACAGAGCUGUGCAGGAAAUGCAAUUGAACUCAGAGGUGGCAGUGAGGAGCAGUUCUAGAGAAGUCAUCCCAACUUCUCAGCGAGCUAUCUUCCAUCAGGAUGAACAGGUCACACAUGAAGAACACAACUUUGCCUCUAGUUAUGAAAACCAAAAUGAAGGAACAGACGAAGACCUUCCCAGACUUACCACCAAGGAGUUGAGAGAUCACUUUGAGCGAACCAUUGAGGAAGCAGCUCCCAGCAAACUCAUGAAAAUUGGGCGAGCUGACAUCAAUAGGGCUCAGUGGAUCUCAAAUGUAUCACAAAAAAAGGUCUCAACAAGUGAUAUAAAGAAUGUCUCAUCAAGCGAGAUACAGACGGUUUCAUCCAAUGAGAUUUCUGAAACAUCUACUACUAAACCGAUAGAGGACACAUCUGCUGUUGAUGUUAACUAUGAAGAUACUGAAUGUUUUCCUCCGCCACCUCCAGAAGAUUUAGAGUAUUUUCCACCUCCACCACCAGAUUUACUCAAUGUCCAAUCAGAAAGUCCAGAUAUGCCAGUAGAGUGCUUUUACUCACCUGAGCCUCCGGAAUCAGCUUACCCAUCAAAACGUCCACUCAGUAAACAAGAAUACUCCAAGCAGAGAAGCCAAUAUGAGUUGAAACGUCUUUACAAGCAUAUCCAUCCCGAGGUUCGAAAGAACUUAGAGAUGUAUAGCGAUGCUGAUGAGUUUGAGAACACUCAACAAGACAGUCAAGAGGAGAUCACAGGGGAGACCAGAUAUAUAUAUGAGGAUAAUGGCAGCAGUCCCAAUGACUGCAUUAGCCCAGAAGAGGAAUACUUAGAAUGGGAUGAGAUCCUCAGAGGAGAGGUUCAAUCAAUGCGCUGGAUGUUCGAGAACAAACCUCUAGAUGCCAUCAAAGAUAAUGUCUCAGAUGACAAUGACAACAAAAACUUGGAACAGGAAAUCAUUGUUGGUAGUGAUGUGAGAAGCAAAGCUUGGAUGUUUGAGACAAAGCCAAUUGAUGCAUUGGGAUCCAACAACAUAGAUUCAAGUGAAUCUAGAAAAAAAAAUUAUAAGUUGGACAAAGGAGAUGUCCGUGCAGCAGCGUGGUUGUUUGAAAACCAACCCAUGGAGACCCUGAACAAAAUGCAUGGAGAUGAGGAGCUAACCAAAGAGAUAAUGUUUACCCAGGAAGAUGGCAGCUCAACCAUAUACAUGCUGGAAUCACAGUAUAUGGAAACGUUAGGUCAUACCGAGACCAUUGAUGACAGUCACCUCCUGAGUCUGAGGUCAGUGCUUGAGGAAAUAAAGGGAGAACUGAAGACAAUCACAAGCACAUUUGAGACUCAGUUCAUGUGUGUCCUCAUGGGACAGUCAGGCCAGAUGUUGGAGAUAACAUCUAUACGCAAAGUGGAGACUGAGAAGGGGGACACUAAAACAUCAACCUGGCUUUUUGAUACCCAAGCCCUAGAUAUAACUAAUCAACCAUCUACCCCAGUUAAACUUAUAUGUAGCCUGUCAAUGGAAGACAACUACAAAGGAGAUGUUUAUCGGGGUAGAUGGUUAUUUGAGACAAAGACCUUAGAUUCCAUUAAUGAAGAUGAAUGGGAAAGCUCUACACUGCCUAAGGAAGAGAUAAUCGGAGCUGAUGUUCGAAAACAUUGCUUAGUGUUUGAAACUCAGCCAAUGGAUUCUCUGAAAGAUUAUUCAAAUGUUAAACCUGAGACUGUCGAAGAAGUUAUUGGAGGUAAUGUUAGAUCUGCAAGACACUUCUUUGAGACUUGUCCCAAUGCAACUUUAAAGGAUCUCAAUGAAGUAGGGAAGCUCAAAAAGUUAAGUGCAGCUGAAGAAGAGAAGGGUGAUGUAAGACACCAAAAAUGGAAGUUUGAGAAUGAACCUCUGGAGAACAUAAGAGAUGAGAAGAAGGAGCUCAUUCGUACUGUGAACAUCACAAAUCUUACUGAGGAGGAAGGUGUAAGCUACAACGCUGAUGUCCGUAAAAACUGCAUGGUAUUUGAGACUCAGCCAAUGGAUACUUUAAAAGAUGACUCAAAUGCUAGAGCCUUGUCUAAGGAAGAAAUAGUCAGAGGUAAUGUAAGAUCAGCAAGAAAUUACUUUGAAACCGUUCCAGCUGACAAUGUAAAAGAAUUUGCUGAAGUUGGAAAACUACAAAAAAUGGUGAGACUUGAUGAAGAGAAGGGGGAUGUGAGACACCAGAAGUGGGUUUUUGAAAGUCAACCCCUGGAGCACAUUCAAGAGGAAAAAAAGGAAGUAUUUCGAACUGUUAACCUGGAAGACAUUGAUAAAGUCGAUGUCUCAAACUACAAGCAAAUAUUUGAAUCCACAGACUUGUCAAGGUGUAGUGAAUCGCAAAGGAUACUUGUGGAGGGUGUAACAUGUGGCUCUGUGCAAUCUAACAAACAUCUGUUUGAGACUACACCCAUGUAUGCCAUGCAAGACAGCUCUGGCCAUUACCAUGAGGUGAAAACAGUGCGCCGAGAAGAAGUUGUCAAGGGUGAUGUGACAAGCUGCAAGUGGAUGUUUGAAACACGCCCCAUUGACCAGUUUGAUGAAAGUAUCACAAAUUACCAAAUUAUUAAAGGAAUAUCCAAAGAGGAAAUUGAGUCUGGUGAUGUUAAAACAGCCAAAUGGCUUUUUGAAACACAGCCUCUUGAUGCCAUUAAAUACUUCAGCAAUAUUGAUGAUGAGGAAACUACAACUAGAGAAAGUGUUGAGAUUGUAAAAGGUGAUGUUAAAACUGGUAAGUGGUUAUUCGAGACUAAACUAAAGAAUGUCCCAUAUGAGAAGGCUGUGUUUAGAAGUGAAAAUGAGAGUGAGGAGAUACAAAAAGGAGAUGUAAAAACCUGCACAUGGCUGUUUGAAACACAGGCGCUUGACACUAUCCGAGAUGACGCUGAAAAUGUUCUACAAACAUGCACAGUGAAUCAAGAAGAUGUCCAGGGGAAAGAUGUACGAAUGGCUCGUUUUCUGUUUGAGACAGAGAAUCUAGAGAACAUCACAGGGGAUGAUGAGAGCUAUAAGAGGGUUACUGAGAUAGACAUUCAGUCAGGAGAUGUGAACAGAAUGAAGUAUAUUUUUGAGAACCAGUCCUCUGAUAUCAUGACCUCAACAUCUGAUGAGUUCAUGCAAAGGCUCAAAACUACACAAUCAGAGGACAUCCAGAAAGGAAAUGUGGUGAACUGCAAAUGGCUUUUUGAGAACCAGGCCAUAGAUGCCAUGAAUUAUACAGAGGAAGAGACGCUGGACACCCGCACUGUGAUGGAUGUACAAGGAGGUAAUGUGGACAAAGGCCGUUUCAUUUUUGAGACCUACUCUUUAGAUAAAAUCCAACAGGUUUCCUCAGAGACAGAGGCUGAUAUUACAAAGUUGCAGAAGAUCACCUGUGAUGAGGUAGAGAAAGGGGACGUGAGAAACUACACAAUGAUGUUUGAAACUCAACCUCUGUAUGCCAUUCAAGACAAAGAAGGUAAUUAUCAUGAGGUCACCACUGUCACAAGCGAGGAGAUUUUAAAGGGUGAUGUUAUUGGCUCCAGGUGGUUGUUUGAAACCAAGCCUCUUGAUGCUAUCAGGGACACAGAGGAGGUUUAUGUAAUCAAAUCUGUCACUCAGGAGGAUGUUCAGAAAGGAGAUGUGACUUCAGCAAAGUGGAGAUUUGAAACGCAUCCUCUUGAUAAGAUUGCAGAUGACAUUAAAAUAUCAGUUAAAACUGUUGAAGAUAUUCAAGGAGGAGAUGUUAGAAUGAAUAAACAGCUGUUUGAAUCAGAUGAGCUGUCACAGAAGACUGUGCGAACUGUUAAUGUGAGUGAAAUCCAAAAAGGUGAUGUCAGGACAGCAAAGUGGAUGUUUGAAACUCAAACAAUGGAUAAAAUACGCAGCCAGAGUGAAGAUAAUUUAAUAGAAACCGUCAUGAAAGAAGAGGUGGUAAAAGGAGAUGUCAGACAAUCCGUGUGGCUCUUUGAACAGAAUCCUCUUGACCAUAUAAAAGAGAUCGAUGACGAUGAUAUAGUAACUGUUCAAGAGGAGAUCCCCAAAGCCGACGUAAAGACAACAACAUGGCUGUUUGAAACAACUCCUUUCCACGACUUCAAUGAGAACCGUGUUGAAAAGUCUGAAAUACUUGGUAAAAGUAUCAAAGGAACUCUUGAGGAACUUUAUAGCCAGAAAAUGGUCAAUUCAAAAGGAAUACUAAUUGAAGCAGAUGAAAUUGGGGAUGUUAGAAUGGCGAAAUAUCAGCUAAUGAAUAAAGAGGCUCCAGAGAUCCAAAAAGAAGAAAUCAUCAGGGGAGAUCUGAACAACAUUAUGAUGAAUCUUCUGAACAGUCGGGAAACAAUUCAGAGGGGGGUAAUUGUAGAAUCAGAGGAGAAGGGCAACAUCAGUACAACAGUGCAACAACUGUUCAACCAAGAGAGGGGUGUCAAUGUAGAAAAGGAGGAAAUAUUAAGAGGUGAUAUACAGGAAGCUGUCAACAAUCUUCUCAAGGAUGGAGAAUCUGCUAAACGUGGUAUACUCCUUCAAGAGGAUGAGAAGGGUGAUGUACAAAUGACUAUAUAUUCUCUUCUACAUAAAAAAGAGGACAUCGGAGUAGAAAAAGAAGAUAUAGUCAAAGGCAAUAUUAGGAAUGCUCUCCAAAAACUAUCCAACCCAGAAAAUCAAGAGCAGAUCAAGAUAACGGUGGAAGAGACAGAAAAAGGAAACGUAAACUUCUACUCAACAUGCAUUGAAUCUGGGGCCCUCGACUACCUCAAACAGCUCCAGGUAGAUCCAGAUGAGACUCCACCUGAAAAGCUAGAGAAAGAAGAAAUUAUUAGAGGGGAUAUUAAGGGGACAAAACUUAUUCUUGGCAGUAAUCAAGUGCAAAUUGACCGUACAGUAGGGGAAGAGGACAUAGUUCGAGGAGAUGUUCACAACACGGUAAAGGUCUUCAUGAGUGAACCUACAGUCUCACUGGGUGGCCUACAGAAAGAGGAAAUUGUGAGGGGUGAUUUAAAAGCAGCUAUAAACUCCCUCUCUCAGUCUGUCAAUCAGACAGUGGUUGUUGAGAAAGAAGAGGUGGUAAGAGGUAACAUUCACAAAGCCAGAAGGCACCUUGAGUUGGCCCAAAGACAGCCCAAGGAGAUGGAAAAGCCUGAGAUUGUCAGAGGCAACAUCAAAGGGGCACUGAGAUCGCUGGAAAAAUCUGAAACCUCCAAAGUUGAAACUGUCAUUGAAGAUUUAGUCCCUGGAGACAUCAAAGGUACAUUGAAAUCCCUGGAGGAGGCAAAGCAAAAAGUCAGGGAGAUCGAGAAGGAAGAGAUUGUAAAGGGUAACAUUUAUUCAGCCAAGCAAUGCUUGCAAGAUGCUUCUAAUGACAGCAGGACAUGCCAACAGGAAAUAGAUGUUCAUGGAAAUGUGAGAGGCACUAUUCAACUCUUAUUGGAACCACCAGCUUCUCCAAGAAUGACGCGGAGACCUAGCUUUGAGGGUGAUGUGAAAAUGUCCAUUAAGUCACUCUAUGGGACACAUGAGGUGAAUGAAACAGUGGAAGAGCAGACUCAACCUGAGAAAGAGGAUGUCAUAAAAGGUGACGUUAAAGGCACCAUCAAAUCCUUGCUUGAGUCAGCACAGCGUGCAGCUCCUAAAAUCAGAGUGGGAGCUAGAAAGGUCAAAGUUUCUGUGAGAUCUCCAUUGCGUUCACAGCAAGGAAGCCAUGAAUAUUCUGUUGUAACCAAAUCUGAGUGUGAGACACUUCAAAAUAAGACUCAAAGCACUGAAGCACAAAGGAACAUACAGAAAAUAAAGACUGCUAAUUUGUUGGAAACUGAGAGCACAAAACAAGAGAAUCAAUCCCUUUCAACUGAAACCUCAAUCACAUCAGAAUCCCAGGCGACUCAACAAUCAAAGACAGUAUUGCAGCACACAACCAUCACUCAAAGCCACGGUAUUAAAACUUUGGAGACUAAGUUCCGAAACCUCAAUUCAAGUCGCAAGGGCAUGAUAAGACUAGACAAAACCAAAGUAAAAACAACUGUUCAUUCCCCAAAAAGGACAUUGUCCGAGUCUGAACUGUCUCUCCCUCCGCCACCUCCACCAUGUGAUGACCAAUCAUCCCUAACCCCAGCCUCCUCUAUAAAUAGGCUGGACUUGGAUCUUCCUCCUCCCCCAACUCCACCCCCACCACCUGUUGAUUCUGAACCUCUUCACUUCCCUUCCCCUCCACCACCACAUGACUUCCUUCCACCCCCACCCCCCCAGCAUGAACUGGACUCUAUGCCAUUCCAGACACCCCAUCUAUCACCAUCCAAAGCCACAAAAAUGACUGUCAAAAAGGUGAAAGGGCCUGCAUUGCACCAGGUCUCGAAACUUGAGCCAAGUCUGAAAAUUCAACAGGAAACCUCUGAGAAGCAUGUAACCACAGCCAACACAUCUGUGAUGGAAAUCAACACAAUUUCAAGUGAGUCAACAUUGUCUUCAUCAAAAACAGUUCUGCCUGAAAUCCCCAAACCACCAGAAUCACCACGACCUUUAAAGAAAGUGUAUGUUGCUCCUAUAAGAUUUACUCCUCCACCUUCUCCUCCUCCUCUCAUGAAAUCCUCUAAAUUUACAACUCCAUUAAUAAAAGCAGAAGAAAAGUACAGAAAACAAAUAGAAGAUAGUACACCCCCUGCUACACCAGGUCCUGUUUUCCUGCAUGAGUCAAUCAGUGCUGCCAUUGAAAUGCUUUCCUCUGAGGAAAAAAAUGGGGAGCAAUCAAAAAAGAGCAUGCCAUUUGGUUCCACUGAAGAUACAGCUGGAAGGUCUGUCAAGCCAGACGCACUAUCAUCUGGUUUAUUGAAUCAGGCCAACUUUUCAGAUACUUGUUUGAUAUCUGCUUUAAAUGAGCAAAAUUAUCCUGAAUCGGCUGAUAUUUCAUCAAUUAAACAACAUAUUGUCUCUAAUCAGAAAUCCAAAGUACUAUCUGCUCAGAACCAGACCACUGUUUCUUCUACAAAACAACAAACAGUUACUGCAUCUAAACAGCAGGUAAUUUCCACAUCCACCAAGCAGUCACAUUUGACUGUAAGUAGCUCUGAAGUCCAGAUCUCAACCAUUGAUGAUAAAAAGAUUGAAAAUAAAAAAUCAGGUGAAAGAAAUCUCAAAAUUAACUCUCAAGAAAAUAUUUCUAACAAUGAUGCUAAACAAAUGGAUGAUACAAAAACAAAUGUCAAGAAAGAGAUCAAAAACCACCAAAUUAAGUCUCAUGUCCAAAUUACAACCAGUGAAGCUAAAAAGUUUGAAGAUACAGAAAUUGACAUAAAGAAGGACAAAAAUAAUCUAAAAACGAAAGGUUCCCAUAAAUCUGAAGACAAAAAGAACAAAGAUCAAUCUGCAUCCCAAGGAUCUGAGAAAGCUCCUGACCAGCCUAUUAAAACAGACAAGGUCACCCCAGAAAAAAAUAUUAAUGCAGUUAAAUUACCAUUAGAAGACAAAAUAAAUUAUGACAUUUCUGCAUUGCCUGAGAAGGUUUCUAAUCAACCAAUGAAAGUAGAUACGGUAACCAACAAAACCAAUAUCAAAACCAGUAACAAGAAGAAGGCCAAAGGUCAAGAAACGCAAGUAGAAGUUAAAGACUUAAAACAGCCAGAUGAAACUAAGAAGGAAAACAUUUCACAGGGGAAAGAUUUAAAGGUUGAAGUAAAGGAAAUUAUUAAGGUAAAUGUUUCUAGUGGCCAAAAACAUGCAGAGAAUAGCAUCAAAGUAAACGAGGACAGUCUUAAAGCUCCUGCUACUAAAGAUAACCAAAAAGCAACUCCGACAUCGGCAAAAAAGAAGAAGAAGAAGAAGUCUAAAGCUAAAGAUGCAGCUGCCACCUCUGAAUCAGCUAAAUCUGUUUCUGAAUGUUCCAAUCAAAGUCAGGAGAUUAUUGUAGAGCAGCCACACAACGCCCAUGAAACAGAACACAUUCCAGUAAAUAAGGAAGUGAUUAGUGCUGAUAGCAGAGUUGAAAGCAAAAUGAAUCAAAGUAUCCAUCAACAAGGAACAGUUAAAGUUGAAAAGCGGGUCAUCACAUCUCAAAACAAGAAAGAGUUGAUAGGAAACCAACCAAUUCAAGAGAAACCAAAUGAGGAAAACCAAAAUGUCACAGUGAAAGUGGAAAGUGUAAAAAUGACAAGCAAGUCAGCACAAAAAGAACAUGCACACCCUUCAACAAAGAGCACAGAGGAUUCUCAAAAACGAAAACAUGUUGAGAAGUUAAUCUCACAGAUAACUGAGUUAGAGGGAUCUUCAGGAAAAAUUGAUUCUAAGUCUGUGAAGACACUACUGAAUACUAUUCCAGAGUGGCUUAUUGGUCCUGAGGAGAAGACUUAUCUUGAGGGAACUGCAGUUGAGCAUAAUAUAUCAAAGCUUACAGAAAUUGUUUCAUAUUUGAAAAAAUUAGCAAUGGCAAAGCUGAUGUGUUUAGAGUGUACCCAAACUACUUUAGAAAAACAUGAGUGUGAAGCCACUUCAGAAAAGAUUAUUGUUGCCGGUGCAACUCAAAGAAUACGUAAGAUAAGUAUUGGCUCUUCAAAAGUUGAAAGCCAAAAGAAAGUUGUAGAGAGCAAAAAUACAUCCCAUGAGGGUAAAAACCAAGACCGUGGUUUAAAAUUGAUGGGCUCACCUUCACCCUUACUAAGGAUGCGCUCUCCCUCACCCACCUUUAUUACCAUUGAAUCUACCCGGAAAACAGACUCUCCUCAUAGAAUAACCCCAUCACCUAUCCCAAUGCACAGACCAACCACUCCCCCUACACCUCCACCUCGCAAAUCGGAAACUCCUACAUCACACAUCCGUAGGGCUACACCUUCUCCCACCUUCUCCAGGGCAGAGAACUUAGUGCGGCUGAAAGAUACUACAGCCAAGCUUUCCCGUGGUGUGACCCCUCCUCCGGUUCAACUUCCUAUUCAAGUCACAGAAAAGAAAUCAGAGAUUGUGGAAUCCCCUGCAUCAUUCCAUCGACAGAUUAAAAUUGAGGGACAAACUAAGGAAAGUUCAGGAGCAUCAGACACAAUAAUGGUUACUACCAAAAAACACAAAAAACAAAAAAAACUAAAAAAAUCUGAAGAGGCUCAAAAGGCUGAUGUGAAGGUCACACAGUCAUUCCAUCAAACAAAUGAUAAAGUCAUUAAAGAUUCGGAAAUGCCAAACCCUUCAAUAGUGACUUCUUCAAUGAAGGACAAUAGUUUUUUUUUUGAAGAAUCUCAAAAAGCUGAAGUAAAUAAGAUCUAUAUGCGAAAAGAUCCCAUCAACAUCCCUGAGAGCUUGGGCACAGACAUGAAGGAGGCUGAAACAACAAACCAAGAGGGUAAGGAGUCAACAAAAAGCACAUCUGAAAAGGUCACAGAUAGCAAUUCUGAAUUAAAGGGAUCUGCAGAGUCAACUCAUGAAGAAUUGAUAGAAGCUUCAGUUAUGUCAGACUCAUCAACAGUGAGAAACAAAAGAGAGUCUUUUGAAGAUGCUCAAAAAGCUGAAAUGAAUAAGACCAAUGUACGAAAAGUUCCCACUGAUAUCCUGGACUACUUAGUUCCAGCCAUUAUGGAAUCUAAAACAGAUGACCAAGAGAUAAAGGAGCAUACUGGACUCACAACUGGACAGGUCACAGAGAGCAACUCUGAAGCAGUGGGAUUUAUGUGGAAUGACAGGUGGGGGUUAGCUGCCUCUGAGGCAUUGGAAACAUCUGAAUUGACAGACUCAUCAGCAACAACUACAUCUGUAAGAGACAAGAGAGAUUUUUUUGAAGAGGCACAUAAAGCUAAAACAAAUAAGACCUAUGUGCGAAAGGAUCCUAUUGAUAUCCCUGAGCGCUUGGGUCCAGACAUAGAAGAUCUUGAACCAGAAAACCAGGAGAACGAGAAGGAGGACCUUCCAAAGGUGGACUUGUCUGGAUUAGUCAACAAAUUUGAAACACCAGAAGAGAAAGUCUAUGUCAGGAAACGUAUCAGAAUGAGAGAACGACUUGGGAGUGAAACGGAAUACACAGAGGGAGACCCAGAAACUCAAGAUGAGGAAAUGUCAAUAUUUGACAUCAAGGCUAUUAAAAAUGUUUUUGAAAUAGGAGAGCAAAAUCCUCAUAGCAAAGGGGAGAAAAAUGAACAAGGGGAGCUGGAGUCAAACCAAAAUGAAGAUAAAACAGACACUUCAAAGCAGGAUUACGCUCAAGAGCCACAUAUCUUGCCCCCAAUCUUGCCCCUGCCAUCCCAAAAAGCAGUUCAAAAUAUGUCAGCAGACCCAACAGGGUUCUGCGAAACCAAGUCAGUCACAGAGCAUUCCUCGAGCUUCAAUGAAUUUGGCAACAAGACAGUUGGAUCAACGAGCAGCACAACUGUUUCACAGCACUCACAGAGCAUUACAUCCCACAGUGGCCCAUUCUCUUAUGCUGACGUGGUUAAAAAAAAAGGUUCUGAGGUGACACCAUCUGAAACUCCUGACGAGGCCACCACUGAAGAGUUGCUGAGGGAUUUCCACAAAACAUGGACAGAGAGUGAAAGUGUUUUCAAGAGUCUCGGCUACAGUGUCUCAGAGGAGAGAACAUCCCAUGUUGUCUCACAUCAAAUGAAGAAUGUUGUCACUGACUCGAGUUCCCAAGUCGGAGCUUUGCACUGUGUGUCGAAGGAGGGUCUAUCCGAUGGAGGCUCUAAUAGCGGACAGAAAAAAAUUCCAUAAAUCCUGUUUCUGCUGUGAGCACUGCAGAAAUAAAUUAAGCCUUGGCAACUAUGUCUCUCUCCAUGGACAUUUUUACUGUUUGCCCCACUACAAACAACUCUUCAAGUCUAAAGGGAACUAUGGUAAUGGAU
Molecule: messenger RNA, 11260 nt
Organism: Esox lucius (northern pike)
Lineage: Eukaryota; Metazoa; Chordata; Actinopteri; Esociformes; Esocidae
Gene: xirp2b
Product: xin actin binding repeat containing 2b
Exons: 9
Coding region: 300-11129 (3609 amino acids)
Biological process (GO): actin filament organization; actin cytoskeleton organization
Cellular component (GO): focal adhesion; stress fiber
Molecular function (GO): actin filament binding
Source: RefSeq, a predicted model, not a curated record